Molecule: messenger RNA, 748 nt
Organism: Adineta steineri
Lineage: Eukaryota; Metazoa; Rotifera; Eurotatoria; Adinetida; Adinetidae
Source: the annotation of a GenBank genome assembly
AUGUUAGAAGAACAUGAAUAUGAUGAUGAUGAUAAUGAUGCUGUUCAAGAUCCAGCUAUUGUUCUUAAACGGCAAAAAUAUAAAACCCGAUUAUAUGUUGUUCUUCUUGCAGCAAUACCUUAUCGAAAUUUUGCUUCGAACAAUGUUACAAUGCAUUCGGUUUGUUCGAGUAUUUUUAUUGAACCAGAAUGGAUCAAAGGAUUAUAUUUUUCAAAUGCAAGUCAGUAUGGAGUAUGGGAUUUUCGAACAACAGCACAUUCACAAUUUAAACUUUUAUCAAGUUUUUGUUCAUUUUCAAAAGAAAUUAUUUCUCAAACUGAGAGUGAUAUUGACAAUAAUGAACUUGUUACUCUUUAUCUUCUUUCUGAAGAACAAACUCAAAUGCAAAUAGAUGGAACAAUUGGUUUACUAAAGAACAGUGCAUCGUCUCAAAUGAUAACAUAUUUAGAUUAUUUAAGACACACAAUUCAAACAAAUUAUUUAGUUUCAGCUCUCAAUACAAAUUUAAUAAUUACAAUAAUAGGGUCAGAUGAAUCUAUUAGAACAGCUGCAGCUCAAGUAUUUUACUCUGAUGCUCCUAAUACAAAUCCUAAACAAUGCGAUAGAGAGAAAAUAGUAACUGAUGCUACUCUCAGUCAAGUGAUCUACGAAUUAAUCGAAGCUGGUCUUGUACGCAAAAUGAAUCCGAUGCCAAAUUCUACAAUUGUUAAUGGAUUCUUUACAGGAUGUACUCCUCUUGAAGCACUUC